UCUUGCUGUUUAGACGAGUACUUAUUUCUGUAGUUAUCAAGCGGUACAUGGGUAUUUAUUAUUUGUACACAAAAUGGUAGUAGCAAAAAAAUUUUUACUAGCUAAACAUUUUCAAGGGGAACCUAAAGAAAAUGAUUUUCAAAUGGUCGAAGAAACUUUACCAUCUAUUAAGGAUGGAGAAUACUUAGUUGAAGCUGUUUUUUUAAGUGUUGAUCCUUAUAUGAGAGCAUAUGCUCAUAAUAUACCUGAGGGAUCUCUGAUGGUAGGCGGACAAAUAGGCAAAAUUUUAGAGAGUAAAAAUAGCAAAUUUCCUGUUGGUAAGUACGUGUUUGGGGAUUUUGGUUGGUGCAGCUACACAAUAAACGAUGGUAAUGCACCAGAUAGAAAAGGACCAAGAAUUUCUCCACCAUUUGUAUUACCAGAUUUCGGUAAUGUACCGUUAAGUGUAGGAUUAGGAGCUCUAGGAAUGCCUGGGCUCACUGCUUAUUUUGGUUUUUUGGAUAUUUGUAAACCGAAACCGGGAGAAACGGUCUGUGUGAGUGGUGCCGCAGGAGCAGUGGGUAGCCUUGUGGGACAAAUUGCAAAAAUAAAAGAGUGUAAAGUUAUUGGAAUAGCAGGAUCCGAUGAAAAGGGGUCAUAUUUAACCGAUGUUCUUGGAUUCGAUAAAUUUGUUAAUUACAAAAAAGAUAAUAUUGAUAAAAAAUUGACGGAAAUAGCAAAAGAUGGUAUUGAUUGUUAUUUCGAUAAUGUUGCUGGAGAAAUAAGUACAACGGUAAUGAAACAUAUGAAUAUUAAGGGUAGAGUAUCCGUAUGUGGAUCCAUUUCUAGUUACAAUUUUGAUUAUGUUCAUGAUCCACCUAAAGUCACUGUCCCAUUUCCGUAUAUCUUAAACAAAAACUUACACUUGCAAGGAUUCCAGAGUUCUCUAUAUAUUCAUCGUUUCAAUGAAUGUUUUACACAAAUGUUACAAUGGAUUAAUCAGAAAAAGAUCAGACAUCCGGAAACAAUAACCACAGGCUUUGAAAAUAUGCCAAAGGCCUUUAUUGAAAUGUUGCAGGGUAAAAAUUUAGGAAAGGCCAUUGUAAAAGUGUAAAUACAUGUACUAUAGUUUCGUUAAAUAAAUUAAACGUGUAAUACUUUCAAUAAUAAUCAUUGAAAGGCCACUUAGGUCUGCUGAACGUAAUUCAGGUAAUUGUGUUUUUGUACUCGUAUAUAGUAUAUUGCUGUUUAGAA
This is a messenger RNA of Agrilus planipennis (emerald ash borer), 1233 nucleotides long. RefSeq names its product prostaglandin reductase 1-like. Gene Ontology annotation, biological process: prostaglandin metabolic process. The record is from RefSeq and is a predicted model, not a curated record. Gene Ontology annotation, molecular function: 15-oxoprostaglandin 13-reductase [NAD(P)+] activity; 2-alkenal reductase [NAD(P)H] activity. The transcript is spliced from 6 exons. Gene Ontology annotation, cellular component: cytoplasm. Bases 74 to 1093 code for a protein of 339 amino acids. NCBI's taxonomy places the organism in Eukaryota, Metazoa, Arthropoda, Insecta, Coleoptera, Buprestidae.